Molecule: messenger RNA, 3574 nt
Organism: Tupaia belangeri chinensis (Chinese tree shrew)
Lineage: Eukaryota; Metazoa; Chordata; Mammalia; Scandentia; Tupaiidae
Gene: FAM107B
Product: family with sequence similarity 107 member B
Exons: 5
Coding region: 1-924 (307 amino acids)
Source: RefSeq, a predicted model, not a curated record
AUGUCCACGUGGAAAGCAAGGCUCGCCGAAAGACUGAAGUCUCCGUCUAGAAGGAUGCAUCCGUUUCCAUGCUCAGCUCUGCUGGCUUGUUUUGGGAAUACCAGGGAGAAUGCUCCCUUUGAUCAGUCCAGCUCAGGGGAUAACCAUUCCACCAUCUACGUUCAACCCACAGCUAAAGCUGGCAGACACCCAAGUCAUCCGAGAGCAGAAGAAAGAGCUUCAGAUAGAAGGCAAGAUUCUGGCAGCCAUGCAGAGAAAAAUGGCAGUGCAAAUCAGAAUUCCAGUAACCACACCACUGUCCAGCCUGCUGAGAUACCUGAGGACUUACCCACCUCCCUGGAAGAUGAACUAGACAGUGAAGUAGUUGCUUUUCAGACUUCCAUUCCCAGACCAUCAAUUAUUGACAUGCCAAAGCAAGAAGAAUUCCAAGAUGAGCCUAAAAGUCUUGUGUUGGAACAGAAGACGACAGCAGACAGCCCAUUUGAGGAUUCUGACUCUAAGGAUUCCUAUUUCAUUACAAGAAGCAUCAUGGCUGAGCCAGAUUAUAUAGAAGACGACAACCCUGAACUCAUUAGGCCUCAGAAACUGAUAAAUCCUGUCAAAACAUCCCGCAACCACCAGGAUCUUCACAGAGAACUUCUGAUGAAUCAAAAAAGAGGUCUUGCCCCUCAGAAUAAACCAGAAUUGCAGAAGGUCAUGGAAAAGAGAAAACGAGACCAAGUAAUAAAACAGAAGGAGGAAGAAGCACAAAAGAAGAAAUCUGACUUGGAAAUAGAACUAUUGAAACGGCAGCAGAAGUUGGAGCAGCUUGAACUUGAGAAGCAGAAAUUGCAAGAAGAACAAGAAAAUGCCCCAGAGUUUGUAAAGGUGAAAGGCAAUCUCAGGAGAACAGGCCAAGAAGUCGCCCAAGCCCAAGAGUCCUAGGCAAGACUGCACCAAGCCCUCAUGCACCCCGACCUCACCGCACUGAGCUAUGUCUGUAGGUGCCUCCUCAGCACUUAAUCUCAGGGCAGAAGCCCAUGGAGAAAAUUCCAGCCAGCAGAAAGUUUGACUUUCCAAAGCAUUUGGUGUGAUUUUCCUACAAUCUGGGUGGAUAAAUGGCCUAUAACAGUUGCAGUUCCUAUUCGCCAAAUGAAGGGCAUUGACCAGCAUAUAAGUUGGAAUAAUGGACCUGUGUUCACAGACUUUAAAAAGCAAACAAACAAAAAAAGAAAAAGAAAAAGGAAGCGGACACUGGAAUAAAUUCUUUAGAGUUGCACUACUUGGCUUUUCUUCCAAUCCAAGUUUAGUGGGGCACAAAGCCUUUUUUCUUUUAAAAGCUAAAGAAAAUGUGUUUAGCGUUUCUUUUUAUUAUUUCUUAGAUACGUUACAUUGCAUAGAAAUGCAUUUAUUCUGUUACUUCCAAUAUUUGUGUAGUUCAUUUUGGGAACCUCAAAUUUUCUUGUUUAAUUUAAAUUUUCAUCGUGGUUAGAAUUAACACCGGAAAAUAUUUAUGUGGAGCACAGCCAUUACCUUUGUUGGCACUAAACUUCAGAAAUAGGAUAAGAGGCUUAGAAAUAUUUAAAUAUCCAUUUUGAUCUUAUUUCAAUUGUUUCUGGCAUUCUGUGUAAUAAUCUGCUUAUAUGGCGUCAUUCCAGUUCGAAUAAGGUACAUCGUGAACAUUCAUUUAUUGCUUUGAUAUCUAGUAGGGUUUUUGUUGAGUUUUGUUUUUAAAUUUUUUGCCGAGCUAGUCCUUUUAGAUAGAAUAAUCUCCUGAUCCUUUGGAAGAUAGAACUAGUCCAUAUAACCUAGCUUCAGUGUCAAAAUUAGAGGGUCCAAAAUCUUUUAAUUUUUUCUGAGAACAGUAUGGAGAAAGUUCCCAUUAUGAGCUGGGCAAUGAGGUCUUUAGGUAUUUUAAUGUCAUACUGUGUAACUUGAUUGUAAGGAGGCUUCAUUGGGAGAUUUAUAGCAUUUGUACAAUUCGAAAAUCAUUGGAUUCCAGGCUUUGAAACUUUCUGAUUAAUGAUCACAUAUUUCUCUAUGUGUGUGUGUGUGUGUGUGUGUGUGUGUGUUGUGUGUGAAGAAAGACUCUCUCAGCACUAUUUCAAUGAUGAUACUGUUGAUAACAAUGAUGUUGAUGACUACUGUAUGGCAUCUCUCAGGAAAAGCUGAGGCUGCUCAGUUUUCUCUGUGUUGCUAGCUAUUCAAGUCUAAAUGAUAAAUACUAGCAAAAUUAUCAUGCAAAAUUAACUUUAUACUGCUGGUAUGGCCACAGGUACCUUAUAUUUGGUGUAGAAUGGCAAAAUUUUUGUGGGAUUAGUAUGGUCUCCAUAGAGACAAUUCAGCCAGUGAUUUCUGCAUUGAGACUUUUCUUAUACUUCCUUUAAAGACCUACAGACAGCUGGAUCCAGAGCUUUUGAAUCCUUGAUUACCAUAGUAGAAAUUAACGUUCUAUGCCAAUGCUUUAGUUUUAGUGGUUGACGAUUAGGCCCUUAUUCAAUCCUAAUGUGAACAAGAUAAAAGUAAAUGUGAUGAUAACAUCUUUCUAGUUAGAGAAACAUGUUAGUUGAUUAUACCUGAAUGGAUUAUUUAUCUCAUCAGCAAGUAUUAUUUGAAUAAAAUAUGAGAUGCUUAAGCUAAAAUGUUGCUCUAUAAUAGUUUGCUUUUGAGAAAUGGAAUGGUAACCAUUUUUGCCAUCAUUCUUCCUUCUAUGGGGAGACAGUGUGAUAACUUACCAUCUUAAAAAUACAUUUUUGAUUGCACAUUGAUUAUAGAGUUCUUUCUUUAUGUAUAUGGACUAAUGAUGUUAUUUGUAAAAUGGACAUUCAGGAUUGGCUUUAUAUCUUUUUUAUCUAACUAGGUGUUAGAUCUUCAGAUUUGUAUCUUUGAUGCCAUUCUGCCACUUGAUAAAAUUCUUUAGAGCCCUGACAGGCUUUUUUAGAAGGGCCAAUUCUGUCCUUAGACUUUCCUAGCAUUCCUUCUUAAAUGGGAAAAUGUUAGUUUAAAAAAAGCAUUUCACUCCGAAUCUCACUGAAAUCUGCAGAAUUAUUUCUAGUUAGUGAUACUAGGUCUGGCCAAAAGAAGACUUGUAAAUAGCGUAGAGUGAAGUCUUAUGCUAAAUAGUGGAAGAUAUAGAUGGAGAAGUUCUUCAAAGUUGUCAGAUCAGCUGGGCUCAUAAGCCUGAGUUUAAAAGGCACUUGUCUCCCCACAUACCUUAAUAUUGUACAGUCCAAAUCCCUGGGACUUCUGAACACCUGAGCAGUUUUGUGCUUUGAGUCACUUUUUGACAAAAAAUGGCUACAUUUUUCCACUCUAGUUUUCUUAACAUAGUUUAGUGUUUUCUAGUCUCAUAGUAGUAAAGUAGUAUUGCUUUCUAAGCUAUAAUGGUUGACUUUAUUCUUCUACUCUGAAAAAAUCUUGACUUGUUUGCGUGUAUAUAAUAUAUAUAAAGGGAGCCUUAAUGGAUUUGUUUUCAUAAUUUAAUAUUUUUUGUAUUUGCUCUUGUAUAAUUGUUUUUAAUGGAAAGUAUUACAGAAUCGAGGGUGGAAUUCUUAGAACCAAAGUUAUUCUUAAUAAAAAUCACCAUGUGCUUGGA